Rubroshorea leprosula is the source of this 748-nucleotide messenger RNA. NCBI's taxonomy places the organism in Eukaryota, Viridiplantae, Streptophyta, Magnoliopsida, Malvales, Dipterocarpaceae. The record is from the annotation of a GenBank genome assembly.
GUUGAACUCGUGCGACCUGCUGCAAUCGGCCAGGCUGAAAUUUCAUCAUCUUCUUGUUCGUCGAUCAUCCGUCGAUCGUCCGUCGAUCAUCCGUCGAUCGUCCGUCGAUCAUCCGUCGACCGUUCGUCGAUCGUCUCUUCCACUGAUCUUCUCGUCCGUCGAUCGUCUUGUCCGCGAUGGUCCACCGAUCUUCUCUUCCGCGAUCGUUCACCGAUCUUCUGUACCGCCAAUCGUCCGUCGAUCUUCUUUUCCACUGAGCGUCCGUCGAUCCUCUCCUCCAUCGCUGCACUUCUUCUCUUUCGCCGAUCAUCUUCAUCUCCCUCGUCUGUUCUGCUCAAAACGAUCUGUAUCGUUUUCGGGUGAAACCGUGAAGAUAUGAACACCAAAAAUGGACAAAGAAAACUGUACACUUGGCGCUGCUGCUACGCCCAUGUUACCACCGCCUCCUCCUCCCUUUCCAGCUUUCCUCGUCAUCCCGACAAUGUCCACUUUCUUCUUGUUGCAAUCGAAGUCCCAUGCCAUGUUCAUGUUGUCCUUCCCUCCUUGCUUCCUUGCGUUUAAUUUUACCCCGCGUGAAAUUGGUUUGGGUUUGUACCGGCCGGAAAGCUUCAUGUCGGCCGGUAGACUAAAUACUUGGCCGGUUUGACCGAUAAUUGUUCCGGUAGAACACGGUACCGGGAAAAGACCAAAACCGGUACCUGAUUCUUAUUAAUUACCAUGUCGCAACCAAUAAUUCAUGUUUUUCUUU